AUGGAUGAGCAAUUGUUAUAAAUUAAUUCAAAAAUAAAGUUGCAAUCGCUACUUGCUAAUUAAGCAUCGACCUCAGUCAACGUGUUCUAUCAUGUUAAAUGUAAAUAAAAAUUGUACUUUAUGCAGACAUAAUCAAGUUUAUUAUUUCAGUUAUAAUGGCGCUAUAAGAUGAAAGGAAUGUUUGAUUCAAUAUAAUAAUAUAAUUACUAUAUUAUGAUCAUGAAUCUCUAUCCAAAUAAUAAUAAAUGGGAAUUUACUCUGGACAAUAUUAUAUGUAUUUAAAUGAUUCAUUGUUAUAAGAAUUAUAGUUAUUUUAAUUUAAGUUAAAGAGAGAUGAUAAAUCUGAAUGAGGAACAAAAAAUACAACAAAACAAACUAGUUAACAUUUUUGGUUAACAUACCAAAUAAGCAUUUAUAAUCUUUAUAAUGAAUGCACUUUUAAGAGUAUAAGAAAACGAUUCAUUUUUUAUGUCAAUUACCCUGUAUUUAACAAUCAUAAUGUUCUUAUUUAAUUGUGUUGCAGCAGUAUUUUUGCUAUGUUUCAAGAGAGAAUUUCCGAAGGUUGAGUACUUCCUGAUAUACACAAUGAAUGUGUUUAUGUUUAUAACUCUUCUUGUGUAUUCACUCAAUUACUUUAUUUAAAAAAAAGAGCAAGACCAUUUGCUUUAAUUAUAUAUAAAAACGUACAUCAUGAUAUUGUUGGGGAAAGUAUGUUAAUUUAUAUAAAUCAAAGGAAAUCGAAAUAUUAAUAAUCAAAAUAUUUCCACUUGAAUUAACGAAUAGAUCAGUUAACUGUUUUACAUCAUGUAUAAUUGGUAUGAUGAUUUUAUCCCAUGGAGAUCAAUACGAAUGCUAAAACAAAUACUCAAUGGUUCUGUUAUCUCUCCUGCUCACAAAUGUUCUGACUUCUAUUUUUAAUCUAAUUUUCACUUUGAUUCUGUUUAAUCAAAAUAGAUCUUAGAAGGAACUAAGAAACUUUGCUGAGUAAUUGUACUUAAAUUAUGAAUAGCUUGUUGUUGACAGUGCUAUUCUUAGUCCAUAUUGUCUAAUAUGUGUUAGUUUUCAUUAAGACGAAUGACAUAGUUGAAGAAGAAUGCUAGUGUUUGAGUUUCAUAUUCCAAUUCCAGAAAUAUGUAGCACCAAUUAACUUCAUAUCAUUCUUAUUUGUGAUUUAUUAAGAGGUGCGUUACUUCAAGGAAGCAAUUAAGUACUAGGAACUAAUUGAAAAGAAUAGUCAACACAAUCAUAUGUGUAAUUCUAAUGAAUUAAUUAAAAUAGAUAGUGCAGGCAUCUAAAAUUAAUAAGCAUUGAAAUAGGGAGUGCGACAUUCCAUUAAAAGUUUAAGUUCAGUAGUAAAUCCAAUGGAGGCGAGUCAAAGUAAUUCUCAGGCUCCCAACUUCGGAAUGUAUGUUUGUUUAAGUUAAUUCGAGUGAGAAGCAAGGAUAACAAUUAGAAAAGUUGGGAACUAGUCAAUUUGGAGCAUCAUAGCAUAAUUAGGGUAUGUUACAUUCUUGGGCCAAUGUGUAAAAUCCUAAUCCUUUUGGAACUAAUGUGAAAGAACAAUAAGAAAGUAUAGAGCAUCAAAAAAGGGGAAGCAAAUCUGUUGAUGAAAGUUUAAUUCGUUAAGAGGAGUCUCAAAUUCCAGAGAAUUUGUCUCAAGUUAAUAAUCCCAUGGAGUCUGGUAGUGUGGUUACUAUUCAUUGA
Molecule: messenger RNA, 1704 nt
Organism: Paramecium octaurelia
Lineage: Eukaryota; Ciliophora; Oligohymenophorea; Peniculida; Parameciidae
Source: the annotation of a GenBank genome assembly